ACCUGUGGAAAGCUUGAAAAUGGCGGCGUUAGUGAUGAUAAAAUAGCUUUCAAAUCACCAAUCACCGGUUUAAGCGUUUGAUUUGUUUACCGAAAAUGCCUUCAGAGAAGGUACGCUCAAAGGAAGACACAUGGACUACCAACGAACUUAAAAAGGCGUUAAAUAAAGAUGAAAUCAGAAAAGAAAGGGAAAGAUUAAAGAGAGAAAGAAGAGAAGGAAAAGGAGAAGAUAUAAAUGAAUAUGAGGAGAAAGAGAGACGCCAUAGAAGAGACGGUGAAGAGAGACGUCACCAUAGAGACGACGAGGACAGGAAAAAACAUAGAGAGAGCAAAAGAGAGGAAUUAACUGAGGAUGAGAGGGAGGCUCAGAGAAGGGAAAGAAGGGAAAGAAAAGAGGGAAAAAGCUCUAAGUCUGAUGACAAGAGACGAGACGAGGAUAGAAGACGACACAGAGAUGAGGAGGAAGAGGAUCGCAGGGAAAGACGACACAGAGAUCGCGACGAAAAGCGACCUCGAGAUGAUAGGAAUCGCGAGGAAGAGAGAGAAAGGAGAAGAAGAGAGAAAGAGGCAGAAAGAGAAAAACGACACAGGGACAAAGAUGACAGACACAGGGAGAAGGAAGAAAAAGAUGACAGAAGAAGAAGACAUGAAGAGGAUGAUGACAAAAGGAGACGGCACAGAGAUGAAGAUGGUGAAGAUAGAAGAAGAAGGCACAGAGAUGAAGAUGGUGAAGAUAGAAGGAGGCAAAGAGAUGAAGAUGGUGAAGAUAGAAGGAGAAGACAUAGAGAUGAAGAUGAUGAUGGUAAGAGGAGGAGACAUAGAGAUGAAGAUGGUGAGGAGCGACGAAGGAGACAUAAGGAUGAGGAUGAAGAAGAUAGGAGGCGAAAACACAGGAAAGAUGAUGGUGAUGAAGACAGAAAGCGAAGGCACCACAGGGAUGAGGAUGAAAGAGAAAAACGGAGAGAGAGACACAGAGAAGAUGAAGAUGGUUACAAAAGGGAGAAACAUCGUCAGAGAGAGAAGAGAGGGGAGAGAACUCUGGACGAGGAUGAAAGAGAAAGACAAAGACAAGAGAGACGAGAAAAAAGAGAAGCAAAAGAAGGGGGUAAAAGUAGACACCGAGAGGAGGAUGAAGAGGAACGGAGACGCAGGAAAGAAAAAGAGAGAGAAAAGGAACGAGAAAGGGAAAAAGAGAAAGAAAGAGAACGGGAAAAGAGGAAAUCGGCUAAACCAAGCAGAAAGAGAGAGAAUGAACCCGAGGAGGAAGAAAAUGGCUACGGUGAUUAUGAGGACGAUUUUGAGGAUUAUGAAGAUGACUUUGAAGAGGAAGAAGAUGACACACCUGUCGUCAAAGGAAAGCAAUUGUCAGAUUAUGAUCUACAAAAGACGCCACGUAAAGGCGGAGCUGGUCUGGACUACUCAGACUCCGAGAUGGAUGAAGUCUUACGGGCCCUCGAUCAAGAGAAUGAGAGAUUGUAUCAGGACUCGAGGCAAGGGAAUGACUCGCCUAGGUAUAACCAAUACAACAAACAGUAUGAUGAUCAGGAUUCAGACUCGGAACCCGCUCGACCUGUCACUCGUGGCUUGAUUAAUUUCACCGGGGCCAGACAGCGAGCCAUUAGUCGUAAGGCCAACAGUAAGACUGCCAAGCGUGCCCAGGACCUACUACAGAUGAUAGAACUAGAUGUCUCAUCAUAUGAUCUGUUUGACCUUCCACCUGUUAAAGAAUAUGACCUUUAUAUCCGAAGCUUUGGCCGUACAGACACCAAACAGGCUUAUGUCCAAACUAAUGAUGACAACAUAGACCGAGAGAUCCAGACAGAGGAGAUAGAUGUCCGUCAGAAGUGGACCCAGCAUCUGGCGGAGGACUUCACAGGCUGUGGAAGGGGAGAUGGUGAGAAGGAUUUAGACGAGGAGGAAACAGCUCAGCAGAACAAACAGCAGGAUCUGGGACGACUGAACUCUUUCAUACAAAAGGCGGGGCAGGUGAUAUCCAUUCUUCUUGAUGAGGAAAAAGAUCAACAGAGGCAGGAGAAAGCAGAAAAUAGAACAAAUCUGAGUCUGAGUGAGGGGUACUCACAGCUGACUUGUCUGUCUAUACUCAAGGGACGCUGUGUAGAAUUUGCCCAUUUUUCUCCCACCCAGCCAAACUACUUACUUACAGCCUAUAGCAAGUGUGCAGAGGCCUCUGAGUCUAAUCCUGUGGACAGGAAGGGUAUUAUCUGUGUGUGGAACACAAAUGAACCAUCUUAUCCUCAAAGGAUCCUCGCCUGUGAAUCACAGCCGGUUUGCUGUUGUUUCAGUCCGUACAAGACGACUCUAGUCUUUGCUGGGAUGGUGGAUGGUUCAGUCUGUGCCUGGGAUCUCAGAGAGCCACCAGCUUUACACAAAUCUAUAAAAUACGAGAACUCGGACCACUUACUACGAUAUCCUACCUAUAACACAGCUGGUAUUAAUGAGGUGAAGAAUCAUCAGAGCCCUGUCACCACCCUUAGUCCUGUUGUAUCUUACACAGACAGUGAUUCAGAUACACACGAUUCUCAUGAAGAUUCCUCUGGUGGUCUGAGCUUCCAGCUUGUUUCCUGUGAAGAGCUUGGCGUUCUGAAAUUCUGGGUUGUCGCGGAGAUUUCUAGUCCAGACAUGGCAGGAUCGGAAUUUGACCUUGGACUGUCCCCAGGAGGGAGAAUUAAACUAGUGUUGAGUUCCUCCAUCCAACUACAGAACCCCCUCAGAGAGAAGUCUGAGCCAUUGAGAUCGUUUGAGUUACAGUUAUCACCUGGAGAUCUGAAUCACUUUUAUGUUGGAACUGAGAAGGGUUUUGUGUACCAUGGUCUACGAUUUGGAUCAAGAGCUUACCCUAGAACAUUUACUGCUCUCAAUGAUGCUCCUGUGGACAUUAAAACAAUUGAUUUCUCCCCAUUCUCUCAUCCUUGUUUCUUGGUUACAACAGGAGAUGGAGAUGUUCAUUUAUUCAGCACAAAAACAGACACAGCUCUGGUGUCAUGGCCAUCCCGAGUUUGGGGCACCAUGGGGGUGAAGUGUGCUAGGUGGUCCCAGAGCAGACCCUGUGUGUUCUACGUUUUAGAUGAUAACAGUCGACUGUACACGUUUGAUCUUCUAGAGGGGGAUUCCAUGCCUGCAAAAAUAGAAACUCUGUCAAAUGAUGCCAGGGUAACCUGUCUGUCCUUUACAUCUGAUGUCAGACAAGCCGGACAUGGAGGUCGAAAUCCUCAAAUGCUGAUCUGUCUGGAGUCAGGCGUGAACCAUAUACACACAAUAGCUAAGGACUACAGAGAACAACAGACACUGGAGGAUGAAUUCCUUCCAUCGUAUCUAGCCAGAUUCUAAAAAAAGUUCACAGUCUAGGAAUCUCCAUGACAACUGACCUCAGAACUAUCUGUGAUAAUUAUCUGCAAAUUUGUUUUAUAUGCUGAACAGAAAAUUUGCACCUCUUCCUGAAAUUGUGUUAGUGAUGAUAUCCUGUUUAUAAUAUAUUUUUAUUAGUUUUCUGUCCAGAAUUCAGACAAAUGGCACAAGUUAUACACAGGUUCAGUUGAAUGCUAUAAAACUGCUUUAUUAGGUCAUCUGAGUCACUAGGUCCUCCUCAGAAUCCAGAAUUCAGACCCUCGGGUAGACCCCAGGGUAGGGUUCAGUUGGUCAUACAGGUGGACCUUUCCUCAUACAGUGUUCCUACAAAAUCUUAUUUUUUUCUCCCUGACAUUAUCCAUGCAAAAUUUCUGCAUGGUGGUAGUAAGCUAUUUGCUCUUUACCAAAUUUCUGAAAUGUGUAUCCCAAGAGUUCAAAUGAGAGGAUAGAGCUAAGUUGAUCAUUUAUUCAAUACAAUUUAAAAAUCUUUUCUACUCCAUUCCAUCUAGAAAUUUUUUCAUGAUAGUGAAGAGAUAAUCCUUUCUAAAUUGUAAAAUUCAUGUCACACGAGUCCAGAGUUCUAGCUUCACGUCUGGAUGAGUUUGUCAUAUCUUGAGAAACUCCUACUCAGGUGAGCGUAAAGGCCCAUAGGACUCUCUUUUUUAUAGAAAGUAGUGAUGUAUUUAUAUAUGAAUGACAGUGUAUGCAGUAAUUACAGGAUGUUGAGAAUGAGUCAUUUUUUAAGUGGUAAUUGUUGUGGUAUACAUGUAUACUUAACACAAGAGUCCUAACCAUAAAAAGUCUACUGUUUUAUGUCAAAUCUCUUAAGAUCUCUUGUCUCAAGUACUUGUGUAUUUUUUCUGAAGUUGUUUUGACAAAAGGAUUUAUAAUGAUGCAGUCAUUUUACAUGCCUGUAGUUCUUAAAAAAUAUGAACUGCUAGUGUUUUAUGCAAAGUUGCAAUUGAAUGAAUGCAAAGAAAAUUAUGUUUGUAGACAUUUUGAAGUUUCUGUCCAUACUGCUAAGGUUUACAGUACUAAAUAUGAUAAGGGCACCAUAGGGUCAUUUCAUUUUGUUUUUGUUUGAUUUUUUUGUGAGUACUUAAUCAUCAACUUAGAUGACCAGCUAUUUGUUCUUUUGUUUGACUGUUACUAAGCUGUGCUUAGUGAUUGAGGACCCCCCCCCCCCCCCCCCCCCCCCCCCGAUCGCUGAUCAGUGAUGUACUGAACAAUUCUGUUGUUUUCUAUCAAGCCGUCCAAUAUUCACUGUAGUCGUAAUUUUAUUAACAUGGUCCAAAAUAUACAUAUACACUGUUUAUAAAUUAUUUGUUGCAAAAAUCUUGAAUAAAUUAUUUCUUUAUUGUA
Molecule: messenger RNA, 4727 nt
Organism: Saccostrea echinata
Lineage: Eukaryota; Metazoa; Mollusca; Bivalvia; Ostreida; Ostreidae
Product: cytoplasmic dynein 2 intermediate chain 1-like
Exons: 36
Coding region: 96-3347 (1083 amino acids)
Biological process (GO): intraciliary transport
Cellular component (GO): cytoplasmic dynein complex
Molecular function (GO): dynein heavy chain binding; dynein light chain binding
Source: RefSeq, a predicted model, not a curated record